Molecule: messenger RNA, 2716 nt
Organism: Girardinichthys multiradiatus
Lineage: Eukaryota; Metazoa; Chordata; Actinopteri; Cyprinodontiformes; Goodeidae
Gene: camk2n1
Product: calcium/calmodulin dependent protein kinase II inhibitor 1
Exons: 2
Coding region: 730-972 (80 amino acids)
Biological process (GO): negative regulation of protein kinase activity
Molecular function (GO): calcium-dependent protein kinase inhibitor activity; protein kinase binding
Source: RefSeq, a predicted model, not a curated record
AUCCUCGAAACCCACCACGGCACAAAAAAAGAAAAAAUAUAUAAAAUCGUAAAGGAGAUCUGACAAUUUGAUAAUACGCCCAUCUGGUUUGGUUCAGAAUUGGGGUGUAUUUUCUAAAUCCUCCAUUAUUUGAUUUCUUUUAGUAGAGAAGGAGCGUUUUGGUUGUCUCCAGCUGGACGCUUCUGGGCUGCACCAGAACCCCCCUCCCUAUGCACAGCUCCCUCGUCAGGUCUCCCCGGGAUCGGUGUUUUGCAUCGCUCCUCGAUUUGCAUUUCUUCCUCCGAUUUUCUGUGCGACGGGUUCAGCGGGCGCUCCUUCACGGCUCUUUUUUAUACGCGCGCCUCCAUUUCCACAGCAACAUCUAUACGCGCAAAGAGAGACAGAGAGCGAGAAAAAAGGAAACGAAAAAGCAUCUGGAAUUUUAAAUAAUGUUGCCUAACCUUCAUUAUCGGGAAAACCGAGGACAUUUUUGAUUUCCUGUUUUAUUUUCCUUUCUUUCUGGUGCGUACCAGCGGAGCUAGACACGUGUCCUCGGGGUAAACAAAAAGGGCUAGGUCGUGUCAGCGGAUCUCGUUGUUUCUUUCCUUGUGUUGUUGUUUUUCCCCUCCUCUAUUUGUUACCGAACCACUGGGUUUAAGAUUAAGCUCAAGCUUGGCCACCAUAUAUAUAUAUAUAUAUAUAUUGCCUAUUUUAUCUGGCGCGCCUUGGUGUUUAAGACGCAUUUUGGAGAUGUCGGAAGUGUUGCCUUUCAACGAAGAGAAAAUGAGUCAUUAUGGAAAUGAGGGCGACGAGGGACACCUUUCCUUCACCUGUCGCCUUCAAGACACCAACAACUUCUUCAACGGCUCACAGAACAAGCGUCCGCCGAAACUCGGACAAAUUGGCAGGAGCAAAAGGGUUGUGAUCGAGGAUGAGAAUGGCGACGAUGAGGCAAUGAAAAAUGGAACAGAGAAGACUUCCGGAGAGGCUUAGAACAUCCAAACCCAUCAAAAGACAAUCCACUUUUUUUCUAUUGUGAUAUUUACCAGUUCUAAUCCAAAGACACUGUAUAUAAGCACUUUCUCUCAUGUGGCAGCAAGCAAGUACUUCCACGCCCUCCUCUUCCCAGUCCGUCAUGACUAGCUGGAUGGAUGGAUGCACAAAGGGUCCAGGGUGGGAGGCAGCAGCAAAAAAAAAAAGGAGACCCCCAGGUGGACCCCCAUAACACAUAUACACAAGAACACCCCUGAUUACAGGGUUUCGCCAUAAAUCCAGUCACAGGAGAGGAGACUGGGGGAGGAGGAGGUGGGGUGCGGGGGGUUGAGGUGAAGGAUGGAGGUGAAGCUGUCAAAAUGCAGAAAUCAGGGAGAGGCUACAGAGGUAGAUCUAUUAUAAUAAACUAAAGCACACACUUCUCCUAUAUCUUAUCAAUCAAACCUUUCUGGUCUUCGUUUUUUGAGUGAGGACAAACGAAUACCGGAGUUUUGUAAAUAUGGAAAGGGUAGCCCAUAUUUUGUUGCACAAAGUGAGAACUGGUAAACUGGUUUUGUUUCAUGUUGAAGACUUCAUUUAUUCUGGAAACCUUGGGGAAUAUGUCUUUUUGAAGUGACGUAAAGCCUAAGGGAGUGUUUUGUUCUUUGGUUGUUUUUUUUUGUUUCUUUUUUGAAUGUUAAGAAAAACUUUGAGCAAAUGAGAGUGAUGUUAUUUUCCACUUAUGGAUUCUCGAUGUUGCCUGAGUGUUUUUGUUACCAUACUUUGCAGCUAUAAAGAGUCAUUUCUAAACAGUGUACUUCCCACCUGUUUGUAAACUUACCCAGGCUUUCACCUGGAUUGAUUGAUUGAUACUGUAACUUGACUGUAAAAACCCUAUUGAUGAAACAACUAUUUAUAUUGCAUUGUGCAUUAUUGUGUGUGCCAAAUUCAUGGGGUAACAGAAUACCUGUUCUUUUUGUGCUUUAUACAUUUACGUGUUGAUUUCAGUCGUUUCCCUUGGGUUGCCAUUUUUUCAGGGCUCUUUUUGGUAAAAACACUUAAAGUACCAACUCAUGCAUGGCGAAUAUGAAUUCAUGCAUGCAUGGCAGCAGUUCUGAAACUCUUGUGUAAUCUUGAAGCACCUCGUAUACAGCUUUGAAUGACAAAAACCUCAAGAAACAGUCUUAAUUCUCCGUUGUACUGUACGACUCUCGCUGAUUUGUACAGUGGCCUAAUAUCUUGUAAUAAAGAUUAUGAUACCGUACUAUUUACUGUAAGUGUUGAUUGUGGUUUACAAUAGGGAAUGAUGUAUUUGAUGUUGCUUUUUGUUUAAAAAAAGGAAAAAAACCUCGAUCUGUAGCAAAAACAUGAAAAUAUAGUUUUGUAUCAGAGAGUUAAAGACAGUAGCAGGUACCCUGGCUUACCUUUUGGACAUGUUGCUUGUACAUUUUCUCCUGUUGUUAUUGUAUUGCCUAUCUGGCUGCCAAGGAAAGGUGAAAUCAGCAUUUUUUUCCACUGUGAGAAAGUAGCAUCCAACUUUUUGGAGAAAGAUCGGAUGUGGAAGAGGCACAGAAUGAAGAGCGGAUAAUCCCAUCGAGAAUCUGAGAUGCACACUUUGUCCUGCCGAAACAAAGGAGAGCUCAAACAGUUGCACAACAGACUAUGAUCUAAUUAAGUGCUACAGUUCAGCGAAAAUAUCUUUUUUUUGUGGGGAUAAUGUACAACACUGCUUCCCAAUGCAAUAAAUGUCUGUUUGCAUUAAAAA